Tarenaya hassleriana is the source of this 1583-nucleotide messenger RNA. RefSeq names its product E3 ubiquitin-protein ligase At3g02290-like. Bases 536 to 1225 code for a protein of 229 amino acids. Lineage: Eukaryota; Viridiplantae; Streptophyta; Magnoliopsida; Brassicales; Cleomaceae. Gene Ontology annotation, molecular function: ubiquitin-protein transferase activity. The transcript has 6 exons. The record is from RefSeq and is a predicted model, not a curated record.
UCUCUCUCGUCGACAGUUCCGAUCGGGGAACUUUUCCAGUCAUUUCUUUGCCUCGUCGCAUAUCAUUUUCAAUCCGUCGAAGGUUUCAAUUGGUUAAUUGCAUGCGUUCCACUUCCCCGAUCUGACUCUCCUGAGUGAAGCACCGGGUUCUGCAGAUGGGUUCCGUGGGCUAAUGAUAGUGGAAUUGUUUCAGUUACUUCGUAAUGGUUCUUGCGGGUACUUUCUCCCUUUAUGUUAGCUAUGUCAGCAUUUGAUUUAGAUCGAAAAACUCCCAGUUUCUGCCGAAAAGGAAUUAGAUUUCCGUGUCUUCAGAUGAGUUUGAUGCACUUGUUGAGGUGGCUUGGAAAACAUGAAGCAGCUUGUCUGCCAAUACUUUGGGCCAUGGGAGUUCUAUAAAUAGAAAGUUCACAGUCGUUGUUGGAGAGGAUCGAGGAGUUUUUGUUGAAUCUUGGUAAUGUGAAUGGCUUUGGUGGCUCGGGCAUGAUAUAAGAAAUAUUCAUAUUAGCAUAAAAGGAAAGAAGAGUUGACUGGGAAGAUGGGUGGUGUUUGUUCUUGUUUCCGGGUCGAGGAUUUUGAAGAGUACAUUAAUCCGAGCAGCUCUGUAUAUAGGAACUGCCCAUGCUUGAGGUGCCUUGCUCAUAAUUUUCUAAACGUGUACAUCUCUUUAUUCAGACGAGGGGAAACCCGUUCACUCCCGUCCUCCCUUCAAUCUCCGGCAUCAAUAACUUCCUCUGCUUCACAUGACAACUUUCUGUCCGAUGCAUUCCGUUCUACCCCAAGGCCUCUGCCUUACGAUGCUGAUCCUAGGUACUUUCGAUCACCACGUGAUUCACUUGUCUCAAGACGUGAGAAGGGUUCAAAUCAUUCCCAUGAAGAAUCUGAACCCUUGAGAAGCAAUAACAGUGUGGAUUCUGAAUCUUUUGGCGGGGGAGGGGGCAAACGGGCUAGUCAGUCUGUUCUUGAAGACGGUUCCAAAGAAGAGUACUCUAAAUCCACGUUGAGGAUCUUGCAAUCAAAGACGAAGGCUGGUACUGAGAGCAUGUAUAUAUUGUCUGAAGAUGAAGAUGUCUGCCCGACAUGUCUUGAAGAAUAUACUUUGGAGAACCCCAAGAUUGUUACUAAGUGUUCUCAUCAUUUCCACCUCGGCUGCAUUUACGAGUGGAUGGAGAGAAGUGAAAACUGUCCUGUUUGUGGAAAGGUGAUGGAAUUCAACGAAACACCAUGAUCAUCGGCGAGGAGAUGAAGCAGGGAUGCGUAGAUUGCUUUAUGUUUGUGAAUAUUGUUCUUUUCUAAUGGUAAAUAUGAAUAUAUAUAUAUAUACAUAUACAUAUAUAUAUUCCUGCACAGUUACCUUAUGAGGAACCCCAAUAAACAAGAAACACAAGAGGAACCCAGAAGAACACUGUGUAUUUGUUGCAGUGCUGCUUGUGGUAAUUCUAUGUGGAUGGUGUUUCUAAUACAUGCCUUUGUUACAUCACUGGCAUUGGAUGAAUUAGCUCAUGUGUUUCAUGUGACAGCUUGUGAUAUAUUAUUGCUGGGCUUGGCUUUGUUAGUAUAGUAUGAUCUGAAGUUGGUGGUCGAAA